Ictalurus punctatus (channel catfish) is the source of this 8952-nucleotide messenger RNA. It is a transcript of the gene aard, whose product is annotated as ankyrin repeat domain-containing protein 26. The record is from RefSeq and is a predicted model, not a curated record. Bases 639 to 7736 code for a protein of 2365 amino acids. The transcript is spliced from 45 exons. Lineage: Eukaryota; Metazoa; Chordata; Actinopteri; Siluriformes; Ictaluridae. Gene Ontology annotation, molecular function: protein binding.
AAUAAAUAAAAUAAAUAAAAAUAAAAAUAAUAACAACAACAACAACAACAACAACCACCACCAAAGUAAAGAGUGGUUCAACGUUUACACUAGAUAACACUGAACAAAAAUGGCGGACAUAUUUUCAUAUCAAAAUAUCCAGCUGCCUACUAAGGAACAUGUGAACGCUUUGAGACGCAUUUAAAAGUUUUUUGCAUUAAUUGUCCUAUGUCGUCUCCAAGUUAAUUACAUCAUGAAAUAAAUUAAAAAUCUAAUUUAUUGCCGAGUUCAAACCAAAUUUUAUCUGCUUCGAAACAGCAGCUUGAAUCAGAUGCUCAGACUGUGUUGCGUUGCCUUGGUUACCGAGCUAGCCUAGCGUGGAUUCAGCGUCCUCUUGGUAAUCGGCUAGCUGGCUAGCUAAACUGGGGGAAUUUCAGUUCUGCGCUCCUGGUUAGCUAGUUAAUCUUCAAACUUAAUACAUUUAGCUCUGUAUAUUUAUUUGAUGUGUGAGACUGAUGUGUAAUGAAGACCCUCCCAGUUUGCCUGUUGAUUAGUAAGUAAGAUAACGGGAAGACGUGAUGAGCCAGUGCCUGCACAUGAGCCUGAGGUAAACCUGUAACAGGAAUGAAAUAUUGCUCCUGUGGACUGCACCGCUGAAGAUGAAGAAAAUUUUCCAUUUCACCAAAAGAAGAAAAGGCUCUCCAAGUGCGUCUGAAACAGCCAGUGUGCUUUCUGUUGGCUAUGACCUGAAGGAGAAAGACUUGGGCAAAGUGCAUAAAGCUGCAUUCACUGGAGAUGUGGCUAAACUCAAACAACUCACCAAAAAGAACGACUUAAACCAGCUUGAUAAAGAGAACAGAACUGCACUACAUAUAGCCUGCGUUCAUGGACACACAGAAGUGGUUCAGUAUUUGGUGGAAAACAAAGUUAAACUCAACCUAUGUGACAAUCAGAACCGCUCCGCCUUAAUGAAGGCUGUGCAGUGCCAGCAGGAUCGCUGUGUGUCUAUCCUUCUGGAGCAUGAGGCAGAUCCCAACUUGGUGGAUAUCAACGGGAACACAGCGUUGCACUUGGCUGCCCGCAUCCCCUCGCUACCUGUGGCACUGAACCUCCUUGAACAUGAGGCGAACAUCAAUGCCCAGAACAAGGAAGGCAAUACUCCCUUGAUAUUGUCAGUGGAAGAAAAUCAUGCAGAGAUGGCUGAAUUUUUACUUAAGGAGGGGGCAGAUGUUAAUCUCCAAAACCAGGAGUGCCGAACCCCUUUACUGAUUGCUGCUUGCAAUGGCCAAAUCAGUAUGGUGCGACUGCUUUUGCAGUACAAUGCUGAUAUCGCUGUGAAGGAUAAUAAAGGAUGGUCAUCUGACGACUAUGCUGUAAUGAAUGGGCAUCAUGCUUGUUCACAUCUAAUCAUUGAGCAUGGGACGAAGAGGAAGCCCUUGCAGUCACCCUCCCAUCUUUCCUUCAAUAAAAAUAAGCAGAGUUCAUUAUUGGGCAGUCCUGAGGCCGGCUUUGCUCUCGGAGGUCCAACUCUAGGGAAAGAUGGAGGAAGUGCAAAAGAAGAAGGGAAAGAUACAGAGGACAAUUCACAUGCAGACUCCAUCAGUAGAGCAUCAAAAAGUGGUCCUGCUGAUUCCUGGCCCUCUACAGAUGAUGAUGAUGAUGAUGAUGAUGAUGAACAGCUUGACCUGGGCCCAAAGAAACCUCAAAAGCUAAACUUGAAGAAACUCAUGAGUGCCUCCAAAAUCGAGGGGAAAAGAUUCACUGUGGUCCAGGAUCCAGAUAAAUCCUGGAGUGGCACUGAGUCCGAGCCUAUCAGCGAGGGCAAUGCAAUAGAACCCAUGGCUUUCCCUGGUAGCAGUUCCUCCACCCAGCAUCCUGUAACCCCUAAACCUAUCUCCUUUUCCAACCUUCCCCAGAUGACCUCCAUCCCCCUCAUCAGCUCCCAAAAGGAAAUCGAGGAAAAGUCAUCUUCAGAAGAUGAAUAUGAGGAAGAGGAUAUGGAUGAAGAAUGUGAUGAGAUACAAAAUGAAAGAUCAGAUGUUGACAAUCUACAAAAGACAGAAACUUCUAAGAAGAGGGAUUUUUUGUCAGAGUUAGGAAUUGAAAAAGAAGAUGAAGAGGAUUCGCCUUGGGACUCGGAGUCUGGCUCAGACAGCCCGAGCAAAAAGGAGCAAAGUGAAAGGCUGAACUCCCCAACCAAGUCACAUAAACCCAUGUCCAGUAUUCGUGAGGAGAGCAGUGAAGCCCUGCAUUAUAUUCCAUCUUUCUUAAGAGGAUCGAAGCACAGUAGUGUAUUCAGGAGUGUUGCUUGGCCUGGAGGUCAGAAGGCAGUGGUUUUAAGGACUAGUCAGGAAGAGGAGGAUAACAGCGAUGAAGAGAAAUUGGAAAAGCAGCACAAACUGCUUCAUAGGGAGCCAGUAUCAAUGCUGAAUAAACUGCUGGAGUCUAAAGAUACUAGAAAAAGGACCGAUGUAAUGGAGGAACUUGGUUUAGGAGAUGUUGAUGAUCUUGAAGAUGCUUCAGACUGGGACUCAGCAAGUACUACCAGUAAAGCCAGUAAAAACCUGCCGGUCUAUAAACCCGAGGAAGAGUUAGCGAGUGAAACCCCAUUGCCUCUGCCGGUCGUCCAAGGGCAGGAACAUCCAAGAGCAUCUGUUGCAGAAACAGAAGGAGCUGCCAACACAAAAAAGGAAGAAGGAAAAGAAUCUUCCCUUUUAAGAACUCGUCCAUUGCCAAGUCCACGCUCAUUCAAAACUCUUACCAGCACACAGCCCCAACCUCAACCUCAACCUCAAACACACAUUCACAAGGAGUCUAUUAAGAAACCAAUGAGUGAUGAAGAGUCAGACUGGGACACAGACAACACCUCCAGUCGUGCAAAGUUGACAACUCCACUGCCAAACAUUGUUGAGACUGAAACAGGUACAGUGUCACCACCGGAGGAAGACAGAGAGUGUGACCAUAGCUCAGAGGCCAAUGAACAUCCUGAAGAGGAGAGACAGACAUUAGAUGCACUUGAGAUAGAUGUAAGUAGUCCAUAUCAGCUAGCCCCCUCUGAAUCCCAGACCACUGAGGUAGGAGAGAAUGAAGAGGAUAAAGAAAAGCAAGAAGAUGUAGAAAAUACAUCUUUCCAUGAGACUACCUGGGAGCAACGCUAUGAGAAAAUCUGGGUGGAAAUUGAGAAAAAGGAGACAAAAUCCCAAUACAAAAACGUAACCGCUGAGCUUAAAGAAAGGUUUGGAGAGAUAGAGCAGAAAGCGCAAAGUGAGACUGCCCAGGACCAAGAGGCGAAGGAAGAAAAAGAAGAAGGAAAUGAAAAUAUAAAAAAAGACGUUCCUGUGGGUGCAUCUGAAGAAGACUCCAUUGAAGACGAGGAAGAGUUGAUAGUGCGACCCACUACACGGGCUAGGAGUGUUCGACUGCUGCCUAUUCCUGAGCAGAGGGAGUCUGGACAAGAGGAAUCCUACUCUGAGGAUCUUCCCAAUAACGAUUUUGCCAAACACAAAGAUAUCCAGCAACAUUCUUUAGAGACUCUGAAUGAAACUGCUCACGAAACACUAAGCAGCUCUUACCAAAGGUCUGGCUAUAGUGCAGACGCUUUCUCUAAUAUAAGUGAAAAUAUAGAGAACUUAAGAUUGGCUCACUCGGGUGAUCUCGAAACUUCAUUUGCUAUGAACCAAGAAUCUUCUCAGGAAGCUGGGAUUAGUCCGCUGCAUUUGGUUGGGGAGCCGAGGAUCCUUCCUUCUAUCCCAGAUGCAGUCUCUUGCAACUCAGAGGAAUUGGUUGAGGAGGGCCUACAGAGGUCCAUAAAUGAGGCUGGUGUCAUGAGAGGAGAACCUAAAUCCAGUGUCUUAUGGAAGACUCAUGGCUCUGGUAAACAAUCUGACAUUGACCAAGAAAAAGGCAAGAAAGCAGACACCAACCCUGACAAGCCAAACCCUAAACAGGGAGGGACUUGUGAUAGUGGAUCUCAACAGAAGGAUCAUGUUUCACCAAAAUGGCCAACAAGAAGCCCAAGGAGGAAGACAACACUGCUUGAUGAUGAGGAGAAGAGAACUAUGGGUAGCCAGGGGAACCUGCUACGUGUUCCUGCCUCAAAGCAGUCUAGCGAUCCCUGCCCUGUGAACCAUCGUAAUGGAGGCCCCCUGUCUGUGUUUGAUGAUAGUACUUUAAGUGAGGUGUCAGAAGAUGAAGGAAGGUCUCCAUCCUCACGACAUAGGGCUGAGAAAAAGAAUGGUGGAGAGUUGGAAAUAGCAGAUGACUUUGAAGACCUCACACAGUCGUCUGACACAGCUACUGAAGAGCUGGACUCUGCUACAUCAGGCUACUUUAAUGCCUCUCUGCUCAUCAAGCAGCUGGAUACCAGCUCUAUAGAUUCAGUGAGCAUGGUGAAGUUGCAGAACAUGUUCCAUGAGUAUGAGCACACCAUCCAGAAGGAACGCAACAGACACAGCCGACUAGCUGAUAAGGUUUCUCAACUGGAGCAGGAGCGGAAUGAGCUCAAACUCCUGCUGGAUGAGAGCAGAGAGAGCAAGUCCAGCCUGGAGCACCUCCGACUAGAGCUGGAGACAGACCUCAACAACUUCAAGUUUCUGCUGAAGCAGGAACAGGAGAAGCACCAGAGUGCUUCUAUGCUGUAUGAUAAGACCCGGGAGCAGUUGUUUAGGAAAGAGGAACAGCACCGAGACGAGGCAGAGGAGAGGGAGAGAGCGGAGCUCAAAAUGAGAAACCUGGAACUCGAGAUUAGGGCCCUGAUGAACAACAUGAAGCAGUUGGAAGAUGACAGGAAUGAAACCCAGCGUCUUUUGGCCCAUGAGCAAAGUGCUCGAGCCUUACAGGAGGACCUGCUGAAUAGUCACCUGCGCAAGCAGCAGGAAAUUGAAGAGAAGAACCUUAGAAAUGUCACCAAGAGCAACGAGGCCACAUCCCAGCUAACUGAAGCCAGUGAGCGUGAGAGGGAGCUGCAGCAGCAGGUCUGCACUUUGCAGGAGGAGCUGAGCUCAGUGCGGGCUGAGCUGGAGCACUUUCGUUCACUCAGCCGGCAGGAGGAGAGCAGACUGGUCGAUGAGAGAGACGCGCUGCGGGAGAGACUAGAGGAUGCUCGACGUGACCUAAAGCUAAAUGAUGAGACCCUAGCUCAGACUGUCUUCCAGUACAACGGGCAGUUGAGCACCCUGAAGUCAGAUUGUACACUGCUCAGCACCAAACUGGAGCACGAGAGGCAGGUGCGCCAACAGCUGGAGACUGAGGCUGAGACCAGCAAAGCACGGCUCCAGGCAGCCCUGCAGGAGACUGAGAGGUGUCAGGCGGCACGUGCAGAGACAGAGCGCACUCUGCAGCGCGAGCGUGAACAGCAUCAGCGAUCUGAAGAGAAGCAGACAUCAGAAUCCAACUCACAGCGUGACACCAUCCAGUCACUUUCUCAGAAGCUGAGUGAGGUCGAGGCCCGCGCCAACAGUCUGGAGAAUGAGUGGCACAGAGCCACCCUGAGCGUGGCUGAGAAGAGUGCGAUGUUCGAGACGGCAGCUCGCGAACGGGAACAGGCCCGUGCACGGCUCGAAGAGCUGGAGGGGACGCUGCAGAGCGAGCGUGAUCGGGCCAGCCGUGCCGUCGCUAGACAGGAUGCCAUGCAGGAGAGGCUGGCACAGGCACAGAGCGAGGGUGCCCUGCUCAGGCAGCAGUUGGAGGAGGCACAGAACAGGGGCACAGCCAAGGAGCAGGCUGUUACGGACGCGCAGGAGUGCUUCACCCAAGCGCUCAGCCAGCUGCGUGCCAACGGUGAGGAGAGAGUGCAGCUGGUCGAGGAGAGGAGCAAAGAGCUGGCAACCAAAAACGCAGAGCUCCGAGAGCAAAACUACAGACUAGAGCAGGAGAAAGCUGAUAGAGAGAGCUCUCUGAGGCAGCUUCAACAGGAUCUGGCUGAUUCUCUAAAGAAGCUGUCCAUGUGUGAGGCGUCUCUGGAGGUGAACACUCGGUACCGCAAUGACCUGGAGGAAGAGAAAGCGCGCACUCAGAAGGACAUGGACAGACUCAGGGGAAAGCUUCAGGAGAGUGAGGAAAACAACAUUCAGGUGGAAAGGCGCGUUAACACUUUGAUGGGCACUUUGGAUGAGAAGGAGCGGGACCUCAUCUGUACUGGUCAGAAACUCCAGGAGGUGCUCGCUGCUACAACACGUUCAGAACAAACCAUUAAACAACUAGAGGAGGCAGUACAGAGAUUGGAGAUUGAGAACGCCAGACUAGAGGCAACAGCAAAACAACAGAAUAACCGCAUUGAAAUCCUCCAAAAAGAAGCUCAGGAAGCUACUGCUCUGACCGAUUCAUCACCAGGAGGAGGGGUGCGAAAUCAAUUGGAGAAUUUAGUCACAAAUUUGCAAAGCAGCAAAAUGACACUAGAGGAUCAGCUCAGUCGUGAGGUCCAGAAGCAAAGUAUGCUUUCCCACAAUGCCCAUGACUCUCAGGCCCUGUGGGAAGAGGAGCUGAAGAAUCGAUCACGGUUUGGUCUCCGACUGGCUGAACUGGAAAAAGAGAAAGGAGAGCUCAGCAACCAGAUGGAGCUAGAAAGGAAGAAAGCCAAAAAGAUAGCAGAGCAGAAGAAGGCCGUCGAUGCCCGACUGGACCAAGAGAUGAAGAGAAACACUGAACUUCAGAAAGAAAUGUACAGGUUGCGGACUCUGGUAAAGACUGCUAAGAAGAAGCUGCGGGAGCAGAAUGGAGGAGAGCUGGGUUCUCCUAUGGGCAGUCUGAGAGGAGAGCUGUCCUACAGACAGAAUGAGACGGAGGGAGCCGUCAGCAGGAUGAAGAUAAAAGUGGAUGAGCUGCAAGUGCAGUUGGAGAGGGAGGCGUUACGCUGCUCCAAGCUGGAAGACAUGAACCGGGAGCUGAAGGAGCAGCUCAGCUCUCUGAAGAGCCUGGGUCGCAGUCACGAGCGUCUGGAGCGCAGUAAGCAGCAGCUGGAAGAGGAGGUGACAGGCCUGCGCAGGAGGAUGGAGGCAGGGGUCAUGGACCAGAGCCAAGCCGAGCAAUUCCGCAGGGAGACGGAGGAGAGAGCCAGACAGGAGAUACGGCAUAAACUAGAUGAGAUCAACCUCUUCCUGCAGACACAGGCAGCGUCUCAGGAAGCUCUGGAGCAGAUGAAGGCUGCUAACGAGGCGAGUCAGAGAGCCGAGCUGGAGCAGCGCAUUAGGGAGCUGGAGGCCGACCUGAGCCGCGCACACACCACUCAGCAGGACAGUCUACUGCAGAGAGAUUCCAGCCGCACAGAGCUUGAACGCUACAGACAACUCUACACUGACGAGCUGAGACUCCGGAAGAGCCUCACUAACAAGCUUGAAAGGUCUAAUGAACGGCUAGCAGAGGCCAACGCAAAGCUACUAAGCGAGAGGCAGCGCAGCAAAUCUCUCCUCGGAAGCAGUAUAAUCAACGGAAGUCUGGGAGGACCGGCUCUGGACACACAUCCCCCUCUGGGCCGCCUGGGUUUGGGAGCGUCUCUGCUCAGCCCUGUGGGGGAACAGCACACCAACCGUGUGGAGACCUACCUGGCAAAGAUGCAGUCUGAACUGGAGAAAAACAUAUCAAAGGAGCUGGACUACGGUACAAGCGAGCUGGAGGGUGCCUCUACCCGGAUGUCUCCAGUGGGUUCUGCUUGCGGCUCCCAGAAGAACCUCAACUCAAAUCUGAUUGUGGAGCCACAGGACAAACUGAGCAGAGCCACACAACAGUACCUGGAGGUUCUCAAAAAGAAUUACAUGAUCUGAAACUUUUCACACUAGAAUGGGCCAGUGGGAUUUAGCACAACAAAUAUGACUGAAAAAUUCUUUACCUUAUUAUUAUUAUUAUUUAUUUUUUUUAAGUAAAGGUGAAUUGUGUGUGGAGAGAAAACCACUGUUACCAUUUAACUUGUUUUACAGUUAUGUUAUUUGGUCUAGUGCUGUAAAAUACCCUUUACAGCCUUCGUGUACAAUUUCUUCUGGUGGAUCUGUGCUUGUUCUUGUGCCUGUUGUGAAUCUCCAUUGAAGUAUUGGCAACAGAAUUGGUACUGGUGUCACCUAGUGAAAAGAACUGCGUCUGCUUCUGUGCAAAAAUAAUGGAUAAAGGCACGCAAAUAAUCUUUGUGACAGGGAGCACUCACUUUAUACACAGACUGAAGAAAUGUAGAUGUAGGCCAGACAGGAAUAAUGGAUAGUGAUAUGAGGAAAGGACACUAGACAGCUGUGACCACCAUUAACCUUCAGGAAAAAAAAAAAAGGUACUACGCUAGCACCAAUAAAAGGCCGAAGCCGAAACACUAAUACUCCAAUAUUUUAUUUGUAUUACUAUUUUUAUCGAUGAUCCAUAUCUAUGACAAUGCACUUUGUACCUCAGAUACUCAGGAGAAAGAAUAAAACUUUUUAAAACAAUUAAGUGGCAGUGAAAGCUACAGUAUAGGGGUUAUGUAAUAAAUGGGUACACGUAGAGUGCUGCUACAUUUUUAUGCCUGUUACAGCUUAACGGUAUUUUGAAUGUACGCUGAUACGAGUUUAUAUUUGUACAUGCUGUUUUGGAAGUAUUGGAUUUAGUACCAUGAAUAUUAUUGCCAAUUAAUCAUGAUGGUACAGUCUGUGCUGUUGUGCAAUAUGUUGUCAAGUUUUGUUUUCAGUUCUGAGGUUAAAACACGUUUUGUCUGUUUUUUUUUUUUUCUAUUUUGAGACAAAACUAGAAUAUGAUCUAGUGACACCUCUUCAUUGUAGCACUGCAUCAUGCGGUAUUGUACGGUACAGUGGUGUGCUUUUUGUGUCCGUUCUGAGCAUUUCAGUAUUGCCAUGUUUUAAGAACAGAAAAAAAUUAAAUGGUUUAAAAAAAUAAAAAAAAAUAAAAAAAUUCAAGUGUUUGUUAAUGAAUUCAUUAAUGAUCUGCAAAUGGAGAUAAUACUUUGUUAUGCAAAAUUGCUCUUCAGACAAAAAUAAAUAUAAAAAAAAGGCCAAAAAUACCUGC